ACACGAAUAAAUAUCUUACAUUUCAAAUUAAAAAAAUUGUAAUGUCUAAUGUUCGUCCAUGGUUCCGUCUCUCAAGCAUCGCUAGGCCUACAUCACAAGGCUCAAGCGACCCACCUCCUCCACCUCAACCCCGACCAACACCUCGCCGUCAGGUCACAGUCCGACCACCGGUAAAACAACCGUCACCUCCACGUCAGCAACAACCUCCUUCGCCUCCACGUCAGCAACAACCUCCUUCCCCUCCACGUCAGCAACAACCUCCUUCCCCUCCACGUCACCAAACACCUCCACCUCCUCAAGAGCGGUCCCCAUAUCAUUCACCGCCAAGCCGCCACAUGUCGCCACCGACCCCACCAAAGGCUGCGUCGCCGUCUCCACCACCGCCACAGCCGCCUAGGUCGUCAUACAUGCCGCCACCAUCUCCCAAGGAGGUUCAAGAAGCCUUACCACCUCGAAAACCAACUUCACCACCGAGUCCAGCUCAUUCGACUAGGUCAAUGAAAUCCGAAUCAUCAGAGAGUCCUCGAAAAGCUGCAUCACCGAGAGUACUCUCUCCUUACUCUCUCCCACCUUCUCAGUUACAUUCUGAGCGCGAAACCACUCAGAAAAUCAUUCUCACAGCCGAGAAAACAAGCCAACUCUAUGAACCAAAUCAUCAUGAAAAUCAAAACUAUAACCAUAACCAUAACCAGAACCAGAACCAUAAUCAUCAAGGCAACAACACCAAGAAGACUCAUCAUCAGCAGUCGUCAUUUUCCGAUUCCGAAAACAUAAUGGGCACACGAGUCAUCACCAUUGCAGGUGAGAACAAAGGUGCUGUAAUGGAGAUCCUACGAUCACCUUCAAACAACAAAACUGGAGGAACAGGACCACAUUCCUCCAGGGUUUUAAACGGCGCCGGAGAGAAAGGACGGCGACUUCAAAGCAGCAGCAGUAGCAGCAGUGACGAAGGAGAAGGAAAGAAGAAAACGACGAAGAACCGUAACAAUACUAGCAAUAAUAGUAAUCUCCCGAUGAAAGCUUUUAUGAACAGUAACGUUCAGAUGAUAAACAACUCUAUUGUUUACAACUCGACGGCGACUCAUCACGAUCCCGGCGUUCAUCUUAAAAUCUCCCGGAAACCUGGCUCCGGCAAUGGUUUCCACGUCACGGAUUACGGUGAUAAUGGCGGCGGAUACACCAACUGAGAUAUACAAAGCUCUCUCUGAUCUUCGACCGGGAUGAAUCCUCCCGGUUUUUUUAAAUUAAAAAAAAAAAAAAAAAAAAAACACUAAGGUUUUGGGGUUUAAACUGCAAUAAAUUCAAUUUGAUUAAAAUAAACUAAAAAAGAAUAAAGGGAAAAAAUGAGUGGGGUUAGUGGUUUCUGAUUCUUCUUUAAGUUUUUGGAAACCCUCUCACUCAUAUGGAGGCUUUGAUUUCGUUUUUUGAAACGUUUUUUUUUUUUUAACUUGUAACGCUCUUUCGUUUCUCUAUGUCUCUCUCUGAUGUGAUGAAUGAGAUGUCGAUUAUUACUUUAUUUAUCAGAUAGGUCCUUAAUUACAUUGCGAUGUGAAGUCCUGCUCCUCCGUAUGGCGGAUUGCUAUCACAGCUAAGAUGUAAGAUGUCUAAUUCCGAUUCAUAUCUACUGUAUAUGCCUCUAUUCAUAUGUUAAGCCAUUCAUAUGGCAUUCACAUAUCAACACA
Molecule: messenger RNA, 1682 nt
Organism: Eutrema salsugineum
Lineage: Eukaryota; Viridiplantae; Streptophyta; Magnoliopsida; Brassicales; Brassicaceae
Product: arp2/3 complex-activating protein rickA
Exons: 1
Coding region: 42-1187 (381 amino acids)
Source: RefSeq, a predicted model, not a curated record